CGGCGCCCGGCGGCUGCGGCAUGUCCCGUCGAGGCGCCCGAGAAGGAACUGAGAAUGAGAUUGCCGUGGAAAGCUAAAAUGAGCUCAAUUCAAGACUGGGGCGAAGAGGUGGAAGAGGGAGCUGUUUACCAUGUCACCCUGAAAAGAGUGCAGAUUCAGCAAGCUGCCAACAAAGGAGCGAGGUGGCUCGGGGUUGAAGGGGACCAGUUACCUCCAGGACAUACUGUCAGCCAGUAUGAAACAUGUAAGAUCAGGACAAUAAAAGCUGGAACUUUGGAGAAACUUGUGGAGAACCUUCUGACAGCUUUUGGGGAUAACGAUUUUACCUACAUCAGUAUCUUUCUCUCAACAUACAGGGGCUUUGCUUCUACUAAGGAAGUACUAGAGCUUCUCCUUGACAGGUAUGGAAACCUGGAGACCUCAAGCUGUGAAGAAGUCGGGAGCCAGAAUUCCUCUGAAUCCAAAACAGUACUCAGGAAUGCAAUAGCAUCAAUCUUACGAGCGUGGCUCGAUCAGUGCUCUGAGGACUUCAGAGAGCCUCCCAGCUACCCAUGUUUGCUGAAGUUGCUGGAAUACCUGCAGAGGAGCAUGCCUGGCUCCGACCCAGAGAGAAGGGCACAGAACCUUUUGGAGCAGUUCCAGAAGCAAGAAAUAGAAAACGAUCAUGAGUUCCAUAGCACUUCCCCCUGUAAUCUGUAUGAUGAAGAGGAAAUGGAAAUUAGUGGUCCAGAAGAAUUCUCUUUUUUCCGGGAAGACCUCGUGGCAGAGCAGCUGACGUACAUGGAUGCAAAACUCUUCAAGAAAGUUGUGCCCCACCACUGUUUGGGAUGCAUCUGGUCUCGAAGGGAUAAGAAAGAAAACAAGCACCUGGCACCCACCAUCAGAGCCACCAUCUCUCAGUUCAACGCGGUUACCAAAUGCGUUGUCAGCACUAUCCUGAAGAGCAAAGAACUCAAAACACAGCAGAGGGCCAAGAUCAUUGAGAAGUGGAUUCAUAUUGCACAUGAAUGUAGGAUCCUGAAGAAUUUUUCCUCCUUGAGAGCCAUCGUUUCAGCACUGCAGUCCAACUCCAUCUAUCGGCUAAAGAAGACCUGGGCAGCUGUUCCAAAGGACAGAAUGCUGAUGUUUGAAGAGCUGUCUGAUAUCUUCUCAGAUCAUGACAAUUAUUUGACAAGUAGGGAGCUGCUAAUGAAGGAAGGAACAUCCAAAUUUGCAAAUCUGGACAGCAGUGUGAAAGAAAAUCAGAAGAGAACACAGAGACGUCUUCAGCUUCAAAAAGACAUGGGAGUAAUGCAAGGCACCGUCCCUUACCUUGGUACCUUCCUCACUGAUCUCACCAUGCUGGACACAGCCCUUCAGGAUUACAUCGAGGGUGGCCUGAUAAAUUUUGAGAAGAGGCGAAGGGAAUUUGAAGUAAUCGCCCAGAUUAAGCUCUUGCAAUCUGCAUGUAACAGCUAUUGCAUGACACCAGACCAAAAAUUCAUCCAGUGGUUCAGGAGGCAGCAGCUUCUGAGCGAGGAGGAGAGUUACAGCCUCUCGUGUGAGAUUGAAACAGCUGUUGACACGAGCACCACAUCACCAAAACCUCGGAAAAGCAUGGUGAAGAGGCUCAGCCUACUGUUUCUGGGCUCCGAGGUGAUCACCAACAGCACGCCCACCAAAGAGCAACCCAAAUCGACUCCAAGUGGGAGCUCUGGUGAGAGCAUGGACUCGGUCAGUGUGUCAUCCUGUGAGUCUAACCACUCUGAAUCUGAAGAAGUCUGCGUCACUCCCAUAGACACUCCUGAUGAGCCACAGAAAAAGCUCUCGGAAUCCUCCUCCUCCUGUUCCUCCAUCCAUUCCAUGGACACAUCCUCCUCGGGACUGUCAUCUUUAACCAACAUAAUCUCAUCCCCUCCCUUCUUGUCCUCCAACCCCAAGAUCCACAAGCGUUCCAUCUCUGUGACAUCCAUUACCUCAACAGUGCUGCCCCCUGUUUACAACCAGCAGAACGAGGACACCUGCAUCAUCCGAAUCAGCGUGGAAGACAACAAUGGCAAUAUGUACAAGAGCAUCAUGCUAACCAGCCAAGAUAAAACCCCUGCAGUCAUCCAGCGAGCUAUGUCAAAGCACAACCUGGAAUCUGAUGCAGCCGAGGAGUACGAGCUUGUCCAGGUCAUCUCUGAGGACAAAGAGCUGGUGAUCCCAGACAGCGCCAACGUGUUCUACGCCAUGAACAGCCAGGUGAACUUCGACUUCAUACUGAGGAAAAAAGCUCCCGCUGACGGGCAGGUGAAAAUGAGGAGCAGAUCCAGCCUGACGCUCCCCAGAACUGCCAAACGGGGGUGCUGGAGUAACAGGAACAGCAAAAUCACGCUCUGAGCUGAACUGCUUGAGAACCGAACCUUCGCUACCAUCCAGUAUUACAGAAUCACAGCAGGUGAACGUGUCAGUAUUCAGCGCUGAAAACAUUGGAGACAAAUGCAAAGUGAGCAUUGGGUCAACGUCCAGCCAGAGGUGUGUCUCUUCACCUGCAGCUGGACAGACACGGAUUUACAGGACAGGCCGGACUAGGAUUAUUUUGUUUUGCACAUUAGGAAGGUGAGAAACCCCACCUAGAGGGGAAAAAAGGACUGCAAUGUUUGUACUCAGAACACCACGUAAGCCUACUUACUUCUUGUGUGAGAAAACCUUUUCUUUGUGCCAGUAUUACACACAGUGAGAAUACCUAAAUUUAUUUUUAUAAAACUGGAGAAGGAAAGCCACAGGCCUGUUCUGCCAGAAGGGAGCAGGAGCCUCCCAGCCUGCAGCAGCCCAAGGACAGUGCUGGGUCACAGGAGUGGGCUCACCAAUUGCAUCCAUGGCAAGGCACUGUGGGUACAGCCCCGAAGUCCUCAUCUCUGGAAAAGGAAGAAGCAGCUGCAAGCACGUGCAUUGCCUUCACACUGCUGGCAGCCUUCUUUUUGCACUUGUUGAAAGCCAGAAAAUUACCUAUUUUGGGAUUAUCAUUAUUUUUUCCAAAAAACAUUAAAAGAGAGGACUGUGCUUGCUUUCACAUGCAUGUCAUGAUUUGUUUCAUGAGCAAGGCACUCAACACUACAUGUCUGGACUUCAAUGCCACUGCCUUCUGCUUUUUUUUUGUUUUCUCCUUUUGCUUUGCUAACCCACUCAGCAGAAGUCGAUGCCUCUGCGUGCACUCUGACGUGACUGAUGUACCUCUUUGUAAUGUGCAAUCAAUAUUCAGGAGCUGAACUUUCCCCACAUUAUUACUCCACCUUUUUCAUUCCAUGGGAGGCAACUGCAUUACCUUCUAUCUUAAAAGUGGGUAUCGACAGGAAAUAGCCCCAUUUCUAGCAUUACCCCCAAACAAACAGAUUUUAUAUCCUUGUAGCAUUAUUAUGCAUUAUCUCCAGCCACUGCCCUUGCUCUUUGUAUACACCUAUAAAUGAAUUUCCUGACAUGGUACAUCCUUUCAGCUGGAAUAAAGAAUUUAACCAUCUGUUCUCCACAAACACACGCCUGGAGUGUCUUCCAAAGUCCAGGCUUCCUUGGAAGGAGGGAGGUUUAAUUUUAUAAAGCCAUAGAUGAGACUGGGACUGUAAACAGCCCUUACUGGACAGGCCGCCUUUGGCUUACCUUAGUGUUAGUUACAAUCAACUCAGAAAGUGAAUUUUACACAUGCCUGGGGCCGUUCUUCCACCCAUCCUGCAGCUGCUAUGUCCAAACUGGGCUCAGAGUACAUCAGCAGCCUGUGAUAAAUGCAUGACACAGGCAGCAGUGCAAUGUGCCAUUUGGCACGCUGCCUUCACAAGGAGGCACCACCCAGGGCACAGCCUGUGUAAAAACUAAACCUGGACUUUGGUGAGCGAGGGAGGACUGAGUUUGUAACCAACCCCUCACACGUGCCAAGGGUCAGCACAAGUUUACAGCAGAAGUGGUUUUCUUUGCAUUUCAGUGUAAGAAAGAGUGCACUGAUGUCUGCACAGCAUCAUUUGUAAACUGCAGUGUUGCUAACUCCACCAUUGCACGCCUGUGUUAAGCUGAAAGGAAAACUGUCUCGACCUCAAAAUGACUCCUCCCCAGAACAUUAUAUAUAAAGAUUUUUUUUUUAACUGCUUACCUGUAAUCUUUAUACAAUAAGCAUAUAAAUAUUUUUUUUUCACUGAUAUUUGCCUUAAGUUAAUCUAUGCCCUUCUCUUAGGCUUUAUUACAACUGUGCGUCAGUUCCUUCGCAUCUCAUCCCCCCUUCCAUUAAUGCCCCUCUCUUCAGCAUCACCACAUUAAUUGGCUCAAGUUCCCAGCUCCUUCUGCCUCCCCUGGGAAAGCUCUUGACUGCACCAAUUUGGGCUUGAAUGGAAGAUGCCACUUCAGCCAAACCAAGCACGAGCAGUGCCUGCUCCCACCCAAUGAAGAGCGCACACAGCUGCAUUUCUUGCACCAGGUUCUAUGUAUUAUCAGACCCGCUGACAGGUAAUAACAUGUCGUCUUUAGCAGAAAGCACAACAUGGAUGAGGAAUUAUUAAAAACAAACGAGAAAAUUAAAAAAAACACAACAAACCAACCACACACGGAUCAACUGCACAGAUCAGCUGGCAGCCAGGCUCUGCGCUGCCGUGCAGGAGAGCAGCCCAGAGCUGCAGCCCGUGGCCACCUCCUGCUCCCAAACCUCUUCAAAACAUCACCACCACACUCUGCUGUCACAGAAACCAACAGCAAGGACAUCAGCACGCACCCAAAAAAAAAAAAAAAA
Molecule: messenger RNA, 4729 nt
Organism: Phasianus colchicus (ring-necked pheasant)
Lineage: Eukaryota; Metazoa; Chordata; Aves; Galliformes; Phasianidae
Gene: RGL1
Product: ral guanine nucleotide dissociation stimulator like 1
Biological process (GO): Ras protein signal transduction
Cellular component (GO): plasma membrane
Molecular function (GO): guanyl-nucleotide exchange factor activity
Source: RefSeq, a predicted model, not a curated record